GAAGGGUUUUUUUCCGAUGUAAAGAGCUUAAAUGGCUUGUUAAAGUCGGGUCGAAACAUUUCUGGAAAACCUAUGGAAAGAACGUGCGGGUUUUUUCUGCCGCGUAAUGUUUGGGUGAGCCCUCAAGAGAACGCUUAAAGAGCUGUGGAGCUUCAGGAAGGGAAAGCAGACAGAUGCUUGUGAGUGCCCCAUGGCUGCAGCUGCCUCAGUUCAUUCAUUUAUUGCCUAUUGUAACUUGGAAGCAUUCUUUAGGUCAGUUCAUCUUCUGGGACCAGUCCCUGCCUUCUGGUUAAGGAAUCCAUGCACACAUACAGGAUGACUCAACAGUGGGAUGGAUGUUCAGAUACCAGAAGGGUGCUGGUAACUUGACAGGAACUUCCACAUUCUUUGGAGACUGGAUAUGCUGCAUCUGGUCUAUAGCCUGGACUGUGGUUUAGGGGAAUGGUGUCCUUUCUGGUAGUUCUCAGAUGCCAAAACUUCUUUGUGGGAGCCAAAACAACACCCAUGAGGCUCACAGACCUACUGUACGUGAGACCUUUCAGGAAACUGUGCAGUUUGAAUACAUCGGAUCGUUCCGGUACCUGAAACUUUCAUGAUGAAGAGAGCUAGGCAGAAAGUUGUGGUUGAAAAUGAAGCUCCUCAAACAUCACAGAAAAGCAAAAAACAGAAAACUUGUUUAUAUGGCUCACUGUUUGGUGAAUCUGACUCGUGCACCUCAAUGGACUGGGGAAGCCUUCCGCACCCUGUUAUUCUGCGUAUUUUUCAGUUUCUACCUUUAGUAGAUCGAGCCAGGGCAUCUUCUGUUUGUCGAAGGUGGAAUGAAAUUUUUCACAUCCCAGAUCUCUGGAGGAGAUUUGAAUUUGAACUUAGCCAGCCAGCUACUUCUUACUUAAAGUCUACACAUCCUGAUCUCAUUCAGCAGAUUAUCAAGAGGCAUGCUGAUCAUCUGCAGUACGUCAGCUUCAAGGUUGAUAGUAGCACUGAGUCAGCAGAAGCAGCCUGUGACAUCCUUUCUCAGUUGGUGAACUGUUCUAUCAAGACACUGGGUUUGAUUUCUACAGCAAAACCAAGCUUCAUGAAUGUCUCUAAGGCUCAUUUUGCUUCAGCACUGACAGUAGUUUUUGUAAACUCUAAGUCACUAUCAUCAAUCAAGAUAGAUGACACACCACUUGAUGAUCCUUCCCUGAAGGUUCUUGUUGCUAACAAUAGUGAUACUCUAAAACUGCUAAAAAUGAGCAGCUGUCCUCAUGUAUCACCUGCUGGAAUUCUUUGUGUUGCUGACCAGUGUCAUGGACUUAAGGAGCUGGCUUUGAACUACUACAUAUUAAGUGAUGAACUGCUGCUGGCUCUUUCAAGUGAAAAACAUGUUGAUCUUGAACACCUUCGCAUAGACGUUGUGAGUGAAAAUCCUGGACAAGUUGAAUUUCACACUAUUAAAAAGCAAAGCUGGGAUGCUCUCGUUAAACACUCCCCCAAAGUCAACAUUGUGAUGUAUUUCUUCUUAUAUGAAGAAGAAUGUGAUACUUUCUUCAGAGAGGAAACCCCUGUUACACACCUUUACUUUGGUCGUGCAGUAAGCAAAGCAAUGUUAGGUCGUAUCGGCAUGAAUUGCCCAAGGUUAAUUGAGUUGGUUGUGUGUGCUAAUGGACUUCAACCUUUGGAUGACGAACUUAUUCGGAUCGCAGAGCGCUGUAAGAACUUAACAGCAAUGGGACUUGGUGAAUGUGAAGUAACUUGCAGAGGUUUUAUUGAAUUUGUAAAGAUGUGUGGAGGCAGGCUUACCCAGCUUUCUAUAAUGGAGGAGGUACUGAUUCCAGAUAACGAUUAUAGCUUAGAUCGACUUCAUUUAGAAGUCUCCAAACACCUUGGAAGAAUGUGGUUUCCUGAUAUGAUGCCAACGUGGUAAAUUCUCUACAUUUGUGGAUAAAAUGGUAGAAUCGGGGUGUUGCUUUCUAUGCAAAUAAAGAAUUUAAAAACGAAAUAUGAAAACUUCAUUUCCAGAUUUGAGUUUUUCUACCUUGAGAACCUCUAGUAUAACAGCAAAACAUUCUAGAAUGUUAAUGGUAUAUUGAAAUAGAAAAUAGAUUAAGUGUACUUAACACUUCUGAAAGUAUGUCUGUGGUUUACAGGUGCUUCAAACUUCAGUGAACUUGGGCUUCUCUGAGCUUCAGUUUAAAUGUUCCAUUCACGUUAAAGAUUCUUUUUUUCAUGUCUGUGUUUACUCUUUUCAAUGUAGUGAGAAGAGGACUAGAGAACCUCUUUUCCUUUAGCAAAUCUAACUUUAUAGGAAGCUGGAUACAACUUGGAGUUCCGGAAAACCGUAUUCUUUGUCAUGAUGUUUUAUGCAGCUAUUUUUCAAAAUAUUAAUGUUAUAAAUAUAAAAGCUAGUACAUUAAUAUACUUACACUAGCCCAGGUUACUGAAAUAUAAUCUAGCUUAAACUCAUGCCACUAUAUGAAAGUGUUUUGGUAAGUAAGCUUAUGCUUACAAAAAACCAUUGCAGUUUUAAAUUGCACUUUCAAUAGUUUUGUCAGAUUAGCUAAACUGUAUAGACUGCAUUGUACAGUAUGUUGUUUUUCUGUCUUAUGCUUUAAAUGGAUGGGGAAAAGACCUUGUUAAAAUUAAUGAGUUUGGAAGUUUGGUUCUAGAUUGAUUGCUUGGGUGAAUGACAAAGCACUUUGGAAACUGCCAAAGUAUAAGGAAUAGCUUCUGGAUUUGAGAGAGUUAAAGUCUUUGAUUACAGAGAUUUGAUGUCUGAAUGCUGUUCCAUGCUUUCAUUAUUAAGAGGUAAGAAGGAUCUCAUAAACGUGGCUAGUGAGAAGGAAGGAUCAAAUGGAAUACAGUUGUCUUCGAUCACUUUCUGUCUGGAAUCAAGGGUUUAGAGCACUUUAAAAAAAAAAAUAAUAAAAGAUUAUUUGCCAGUUAGAGGCCAAAAUGGCCUGUAGUAAUCUUGCCUGUAUCUCGCAGAGCUGUGCUGUAAGCUCCAAUUUCUAGAGUAAGGAUUUCUGGAGGUGAUCCUGAAAUUUUUAAUUCAGGACUGUUUAAUACUUGUUGCUAUUGGCUUUUGAGGAAGAAAGUUUCAUUUUAUUUCUUUGUUUUCUUUAAAGGGGAAAGGAAUGGUGAGUUGAUGUGAAUUAGAAUAUGUAUUUUUGUGUUGACAUUUUGGAGACUGUAAACUGAAAUGCAUUGUAUACAAAUUUUACUGUAAUUAUUUUCACGCUGUAGUUGUUGUCUUCCUAUUUAUAAUGAGAAGUCUACAUUUGAUUUGCCACAUCAGAUAAAAUGUCAGUUUCUUCCGCACUUACACUUCUUUACUGCAAAAAUAACAGCUAAAGGCUUAAACCACCAUUGUCUUGGACAGACUUGUUUCCAGUUGCAAGCUAAAGGAUUUAAGAUAACAUAUAAUGCCUCUCUGAAUCAGUAAUGCAUUAUUGCCUCUUGAACAGUUAAGAAGCAUCUGACUGGUUGCUAGCACCUGUUACCCAAGCACUUGCUUCCAUAAUUGAGGGGAUUAUAAUUGUCUUUUAAACAAAAGACUGAAAUAUUUCUAAACAGUAUUUGGUUUAAGAUGUGUGGUUUGCUUUAAAUGUAAGUGUAAUAAAGUGAUCUAAUAUGUGCUCUGC
This is a messenger RNA of Aptenodytes forsteri (emperor penguin), 3623 nucleotides long. RefSeq names its product F-box and leucine rich repeat protein 21 (gene FBXL21). Gene Ontology annotation, molecular function: protein binding. The record is from RefSeq and is a predicted model, not a curated record. Gene Ontology annotation, biological process: regulation of cell cycle; entrainment of circadian clock by photoperiod; SCF-dependent proteasomal ubiquitin-dependent protein catabolic process. Gene Ontology annotation, cellular component: cytosol; nucleus; SCF ubiquitin ligase complex. The transcript has 8 exons. Lineage: Eukaryota; Metazoa; Chordata; Aves; Sphenisciformes; Spheniscidae. Bases 593 to 1906 code for a protein of 437 amino acids.